UGCGCGUAAUCGUGGCGCUUCUGGUGAGCACUCUACGAUGGUAAAUGAGUAAACAUAGAGUUUUUGAUAAAAUGUACCGAUACGUUUUACGGCUGGCGCAGUAACGGCAAAGGAUUGCAUCGAUGUACCGAAAAGAAAAUACGGCGCAGUGGUAGAGAAAGUGAUUUAUUUUUACGGUAGAAUCUGUUGCGGAGUGCGGGCGAACUGCGGUGGGAAGUGUUGGAGCACGCAGCGUGAUAACAGCAACAGCUGAAACAGGUGGCCAUGAUUUCGUCGAAGGAAUGGAUUUUCACGGUGCUAGUUGCUGCUAGUAGUGUUCAGCUGGCAGGUUCCGUGCUGGACGGUGAACCGAAGGAUAAUGCACACGUUUCCGUUGCCACCGAACUUUCCGGUAUCGAAAAUUGUCCCCGGAUGAUGCAUUAUGUGUUUGAGGGUUACGCGCCUAUCGGAAACACGAACGCAGGCAACUAUACGGAAAAUUCAAAGGCAACCACACUGGAACCGUGCGUGCGAGACUGCUGCCUGAAGGGGCCGAAAUGCAACACGGCAUUUAUAUUCAAUCACACCUGCUACCACGUGAAAUGUAUCAGCAACGAGUUGUGCCUUCCGGCGAAGAAAGAAACCUCGUCUACGUUGCGCAUGGUUUUGGUGAAUCCGAUCGAAGAUGGCAUCGUGGAGCCGUCGUGGUGGGAGCUGCUGAAGAAAGCGCAGGAGAAACGAAUCCUAGCGAGCGGUUUAUCGUCCCAGGUGCCGGAUCGGGACGAUAGGGAGGAAAAUCUGCUGGGCAAGCUGAGCGAAAUCUAUAACCUUGCGAAUGGCGUACAGCAGAGGCCACGUGGUGAGGAAAAGUACGUCCUUCCUUCCGCCGAGGACAUCUACAGGGGGCCCUACAAGUCACUCGAUUAUGGAGCAGGCGGAAUAGGCACGGCGGGUGGUGUAGGGUACGCUAACAAUUACAUCCGUGACCAGUACGAUGAGGAGGCAGAGGAGAGUAAAUUCUACGCGGAAACGAAGGCCCUUGGUUCGAUGCGUCCGUGCGAUCUAACGCUCGAAGAAUCGUGUCCACUCAAUGAGGAGUGUGUUCGCGUAGUUCCGAGCCUCCGAAGUGGAAUCUGUACCUGCAUCGAGGGUUACGAACGAAGCGAGAAAAAACUGUGCCAUCCGAAGCAACCGUCGCUCUCUCAGCAGGCCAUGGCCAUACCCGAAAUGCUAUCGGCCCAGAAACUUACGAUGGUGGGUGGCGGACAACACGGUGAAACAGAGGAACCGCUCCCACCACCGAUACUUUCGAGCACGACCAAGGAACUAACAGUUUCGGUUGCCUCGAAAGAUGUGCGCCUGCCGACGAAUGAAGCUACCCUAUCGGCGUACGUGAUUCCGGAUGAGAAAACAACCGGCGACAAGUACAGCUACCUGUGGACGUUGGUCUCGCAACCGAAGGGAGAUAACAAUAGCACGAUAGCGGACCAGACAAAGUCUAUAGCGAAACUUUCCGGUCUGGCGGAGGGUUUGUACCAGUUCAAGGUAACUGUAAGUGGCCAGAACGGUUCGUACGGGGAGGCGUUCAUGAACAUUACCGUACUGCCGGAGCAGAAAAUUAACAAACCCCCGUUGGCCGUUAUAACUCCUGCGAACCAACCGGUCCGGUUGCCAAACCAUGAAGCCAUUCUGGAUGGCAGUGCGUCCAGUGAUGACGUUAAAAUCGUUCGCUGGUUGUGGGAACUCGAGGAGGGUCCGUUGGCGUACAGGUCGGAGCUACCGGAGGUGAAUACGUUGCAGCUGAAGAAUCUAACCAUCCCUGGCAACUACACGUUCAAGUUGACUGUGGUGGACGAACAGGGGCUCAGUAAUAGCACCACGGCUAUCAUACAGGUGCUGAAAGAGAUCGACUAUCCGCCGGAAGCGAACGCUGGCAAGAACGUCAUACUCUACCUACCGAAUAACAACGUCACACUGAACGGUUCCCUCAGUAAGGACGACAACGGGAUUGUGGCCUGGGAGUGGACAAAGGCAAGCACCAACCAGUCUAAGGCGGUCGAUAUGCAAAACACCCGGACACCGUUCCUGCAGCUUUCUAACCUGGAGGAAGGGGUGUACGCGUUUGAGCUGAAGGUGACCGACGCAAAGAACCAAAGUAGCACCUCGAUGGUGCAUGUGUUCGUAAAACCGCCCACUAAUCGGCCACCGGUGGCACAGGCCGGCACUAAUGGUACCACCAUCUAUCUGCCCCAAAACUGGGCCACACUGAAUGGGAGUGCGUCGAGUGAUGAUAUCAAAAUAAUUAGCUACUACUGGCGUCAGAUUUCCGGACCGAACACGGCACAGAUUGCGAACGCGAACGCAUCGAUUGCAAAUGCAACCGCUCUAACGAUAGGAGACUAUCUGUUUGAGCUUGCCGUGUCCGACGAAAUGAAUAAUAACGCCAGCGACCGGGUACGUAUCACGGUCGUGCAGGAAAAGAAUACGGCACCCGUGGCGAAUGCAGGAGGCGAUCAAACGAUCACGUUGCCCACGAACGUACUCGUGCUGAAUGGUAGCCGAUCGAGUGACGAUCUUGGCGUUGUGCGCUACAGCUGGACACGGGAACCGGGAAGUUUGGCAAUCGGCACCAUCAUCGAUGGAAGUGACCAAAAGCCAGUGCUUAUGUUAACGAACAUUGUCACGGGAAGGUACGUUUUCAAGCUGACGGUAUACGAUGGGCAAGGACUUUCGGCAAGCGAUACGGUUAGUAUCAUUGUCCGACCUGAUCCCUUGCUGAUGAACCUGGUUGAAGUGACCAUCACAACCGAAGCGACCGUGUUGACCGCGACCGAGCUGGACUCGAUUGAACAAAAGCUGACCCUGCUGAUCGGAGACAAUCUGGCAAAGCUUCACGUACGAGAGCUCAAGGUGGAACCACGUACGGGUCAGGUUGUGAUCGUAUUUUACGUUGAGCGAAAGACCGGUCUUGAGGAAAAAGAGCAACAGCAGCUCAUGCCGGCACUGGAGGCGGAGCGAAUAUUGAAGGAAAAGUUCUGGCGCGACUAUACCAUCCUGGGCACCUCGGUCGUUGGCAUUCGCACCACCGUCUGCCAGAACGAGUGCUCCGGCCAUGGCGUUUGCAAUGCGGAAACACGCGAGUGCAUCUGUCAGAGCUUCUGGAUGCCGGAUAUUUUCUACUUCUGGGGCAUUGCCGAAGCCAAUUGUGAUUGGUCAAUACUGUACGUGAUUGUUGGACUUUUGAUCGUGUUUUUCGUGCUGUCCGGCAUCUGCUGGGGAAUCACAUGCCUCUGCCGGCGAACGGCAAAGCCACGUACCAGACCCAAGCCCCAAAAGUAUUCGCUAUUGCAAACACACGACGAAGAAUUACCUUCAUUUAAUCGCGCGGGAACAGCAGUUUCCGAUACCGAGACGGACUCGGAUGUCCUGUUUGAGAGCCGGUCGCGGCACAACGGGCUGCUGCCAGGACGCUCCGGAAACGGGACCAUCCCGAACGGUGAACUGCGCAACGGAUCCAGCUCCGGUGGCCACCCGAAGUACGGCAUGACCCGGCUGGGUCGACGCAUAAAGGCGUAAAGCUUGGCACCGACGGCGAACCGGACGGCGUCCCAUUCUAGUGCCACCCGGCCGCAGGGCAGGGCAACAACAAGAAACCUAGUCGGAAGAACAUUUCUUUAACCUGUAAUACAUUCCUAUACGUGCUUGUCGUGAUUUGCUGGAAGUCGAUCGUCGCGGUACGAUCGAGCUAUAAUAUUAUUUAUCCUAAACAGUCCUGCGUUCCUUAUCUUUAGCUUGCAUUAGGUUUUUAAAAAACACGAGAUUCGUUCAUUCACAUUCCUCACACCGAGUAGCAAAAGGAAGUAUUGAAGUAACAAAUGUGAUUCUGAUGCCAUCGAAGACAGAAAAAGAAAGGAUGCAAUUAACGAUUAUAUUAAGCAACAAGAGUGGACAAAGAGCACCAAAGGACCCAGAAGUAAGUAGAACCCAAACGUAAACCAUCUAACGAUAGUUGUCAUGAGUUUCAUUCAGUUAGUUGAAGUGUAAACAUAUUGCUUAACGUGUAAACGGUGUUGUUUCUUUCCGGGUUCGGGAUGCCUUCUGCAUAACUUCCCCACUGAACGGGGAACCACCAAAACCCUAUCGCUUUUUGUGGCGUCUCCGGCACAAACAUAUUCAGUAUUCCUUGAACCCCCUUUGGUAUGGGGUGGACAUGUAAUGAAGAGGGGGGAGAACGAGUGCAUUAAUUUCCUGGCCUACUCCCAAAAACGGUAUGAUGGGCUGUGAUUGGGUCGCGAGUGAAAAGGACUCCGCUCCACAAGCGAGCUCCCUCACUGUGCACAGGACAGGACCAAGUGGGCCCGGACCGGAACAGGAAGGCGGGGUCCCCUUUAAGAGGCAGUAUUAACGUAUCGGUGCACCGCAUGCCAAACGUGUGAAGGCAUGCCGGGAGCGACAUUUUGUAACGUACUUACAACCGGAUAUCCGCGUGGGACAAGGAUUGAGGGAAAUAAAACAUGAUAAGCAAAGU
Anopheles coustani is the source of this 4507-nucleotide messenger RNA. RefSeq names its product dyslexia-associated protein KIAA0319-like protein. Gene Ontology annotation, cellular component: cytoplasmic vesicle; plasma membrane. The record is from RefSeq and is a predicted model, not a curated record. The coding region runs from base 265 to 3555 and encodes 1096 amino acids. The transcript is spliced from 7 exons. NCBI's taxonomy places the organism in Eukaryota, Metazoa, Arthropoda, Insecta, Diptera, Culicidae.